AUGGCUACUGUGGAAAAACUCCAAGAGGAAGCUUCUUGUUCCAUCUGCUUGGAGUAUUUCCAAGACCCGGUGUCUAUACACUGUGGGCACAACUUCUGCCGAGCCUGCAUCACUCAGUGCUGGGGCAAACUGGCUAUAAACUUCUCCUGCCCCCAAUGCAGACAGACCGCCCAGCAGAGAAACUUCAGGCUCAACAGGGAGCUGGCGAACAUGGUGGAGCUAGUGAAACAGCUGAAGUUACCUCCAGCAAAAGAGCCAGAGGUAGAGCACAUGUGUGAGAAACAUAGGGAGCCUCUGAAACUCUUCUGUGUGGAGGAACAACAAUUAAUAUGUUUGGUCUGCAGAGAGUCCUGGGCGCAUGGAGCUCACGUUGUGGUUCCCAUAGAGGAGGCUGCCCAGAAGUACAAGGAGCAAGUCAAGGCUCGACUGCAGGCUCUGAGGGAAGAGAGAGAAAAACUCCUGGAAUUUAAACUGACUGGCGAGAGGAGGAGCUGGGAGUAUCUGGAAAAGAUCAAAAAGGAGAGGCAGAGAAUUGGGUUUGAAUUUCAGCAGCUCCACCAGUUUCUGGAGGAACAAGAGCGCCUCCUGCUGGCCCGGCUGGGAGAGUUGGACAGGAUUAUGAAGUGGCAAAAGGAAACGGUCACGAGAUUUCCCAUAGAGAUUUCCCAUCUUAAUAGCCUGAUCAGUGAGCUGGAGGGGAAGUGCCAGCAGCCAGCGAGUGAUUUCCUGCAGGACAUCAGGAUCACCUUGAGCAGGUGCAAAAUGUUCCAGCAGCCCAUGGGGAUUUCUCCUGAGCUGGAAAAGAGGCUCAGUGAUUUCUCUCAACAAACUAUUGCUUUAAAGGAGACCCUGAGGAAAUUCAAAGCGAAUGUGACUCUGGAUCCAGACACGGCUCAUCCCCAGCUCAUCCUGUCUGUGGAUGGGAAAGGCGUGAGACGGGGACACGAGCAGCGGGAUCUGCCCGACAAUCCCGAGCGAUUUGAUUCUGUUCUCUCUGUGCUGGGCCGUGAGGGGUUCGCCUCGGGCAGAUGCUACUGGGAGGUGGAGGUGGGCGUUGGGGGAAUCUGGUCGGUGGGGGUGGCCAGGGAGUCUGUAAGAAGGAAGGGACGAAUGAGCAAUUACCCUGAGCAGGAGAUCUGGGCUGUGGGUCAUUGGGGCAGUCAGUACCGGGCUUACACCUCCUGUGAGACCAUUCUGCCCCUGCCUACGAUCCCCAGGAGAAUCCGGGUGGCUCUGGACUAUGAAGGGGGGCGGGUGGCAUUUUUUGAUGUUGACAACAAGUUCCUGAUCUUCAUUUUCCCACCGGCCUCUUUCACUGGGGAGAGACUCUUCCCUUUCUUUUUGGCAGGAUCCCCACUCCGGCUAUGUCCCUGAGAUAGGGGCAAAGGGGAAUGGUUCCAUGGGAUCAUAGGUGCUAACUACUGGGGUGUUCUAGGGAUGGAGCACCCCUGGGAAAAAAUAGUGGGUGCUCAGCACCCACCAGCCACAGCUGUUCAGCAGCGUGGCCGAUCAGCUGUUUGGCAAUGCCCUGAUCAGCUAAUUAGAGGGCACUGCUAAACAACUGAUGGCGGCACCAACAAACAGCUGUUUGGUGGCUCAGGGAGAGUUUGGAGGAGGGCAGAGAACAGU
This is a messenger RNA of Dermochelys coriacea (leatherback sea turtle), 1629 nucleotides long. RefSeq names its product zinc finger protein RFP-like. The transcript has 6 exons. NCBI's taxonomy places the organism in Eukaryota, Metazoa, Chordata, Testudines, Dermochelyidae. The record is from RefSeq and is a predicted model, not a curated record. Bases 1 to 1374 code for a protein of 457 amino acids. Gene Ontology annotation, molecular function: protein binding; zinc ion binding.